AUGCUCUCCAACAUCAUAUUCCGCAACACCUGGGUCGGCACCUCUCGUAACGCCCGUUUCAGGACGGGCGUCAGGAAACCGGCCCGGCUCAUGCGCCGAGCCCCUUCCCAUAUUUCCUCCUCGCCUAACCGGCCCCACAAUUACCUUAGCCAAGUGCCCGCACGCCGGCUCCUUGCCCAGCCGCUGCGCUUCCGAAACCAUGCGGACAGCGCCGCGCGCUCCAGCGUGGGCGACCUCCUCACAAGCAGCAACGUGGACGAGAUGCUCCACGGUGCCCAUGUGGUACUCACCUCGGCGGAGCGACGCAUCGGUGACUACUGCAGUACAUUUGCACGUGGCAGUGGCGGCUCUGGCCGCCGCUGGUGCUGGCACAUUUAUCGCAGCCUGCGCCAGGCGCGGCGGCGGCUAGAGGCGGAGGCUGCCGCGGAGGCUGUUACCACGGGCCAUGCGGGUCCCGCUUGCGGGGAAGUGGAGGCGCUGGAGAAGCUGGUCCGGGAGCUGGAGUUCGUGCCCGUAGAAGACAUGUGUCGGGUGCUAGCGGCCAAUGAGAGAACGCUGUGUGCCCUGGCGGCGGCAGGCAGGAGUAAGGCAGCGGCGCAGAACGGCGGCGGUGGCGGCGGCGGCAGCGGCGGCAACCGGGCCUGGGUGGACAAGGCCGCCUGCGCGCGGAAUGUCGCCGGUGGCGGUGCCACGACGGAAGGCAGCGAUUGGGAGGAGCAGUUGAGCGGCGGCGCAGAGGAGGAGGAGGAGGUGGAAGCCGCAGAGAAGGAGGGAGGCAGCGGGAGUGGGACAAAAAGUUUGGCAAUUGUUGAGGGAGUGGACCGGCAGCGUGCGGAAACUGUGUUCAAGGGCCUGGAUCGCAGCGGUCGCGGCUGGCUGGAUCGAGACGACUUGCUUGCGGGCCUCCAAAUGAUGGGUGAGCACCUGGACCCCAGUGACGUCGAGCAGAUCUGUCUGGAGCUGGGGUCUACGGGGCGCACCUUUUGCGACAUCGUGGAGGCUGAGCGGCUGGUGGUUCCCGGCAGUGACGCCAUCUUCCUGCGCCGCUUGCAUCAUGACCGGCCUGAGUGGUGGACGGAGCUGCCGCCCUUCCUAGACACCCUAUGA
Messenger RNA from Volvox carteri f. nagariensis, 1107 nucleotides. RefSeq lists its product as uncharacterized. NCBI's taxonomy places the organism in Eukaryota, Viridiplantae, Chlorophyta, Chlorophyceae, Chlamydomonadales, Volvocaceae. Gene Ontology annotation, molecular function: calcium ion binding. The transcript is spliced from 3 exons. Bases 1 to 1107 code for a protein of 368 amino acids. The record is from RefSeq and is a predicted model, not a curated record.